Ostertagia ostertagi is the source of this 207-nucleotide messenger RNA. NCBI's taxonomy places the organism in Eukaryota, Metazoa, Nematoda, Chromadorea, Rhabditida, Trichostrongylidae. The record is from the annotation of a GenBank genome assembly.
AUGCCUGACCAUCUUGGAGCUGACAUGCGAAAGCAGAAGAAGGAUGUUGAUGCAGAAGAUGACAAACCAUUCCAAGACGUUGAUGAAGGUGAUAUAGCAGUGUUGAAGCGUUAUGGACAGGGACCGUACGCCGAACAACUUAAACAACUGGAAACUGACAUUGAAGAAUGUGUGAAAAAGGUUUGUAGCACGUAUUGUUGUUGUUCG